UAAUCCUGCGUCAGACUCGAGCAGAAGGAGGAAGUGACAUUUACAAGUGUCCUUGUGCAGGUGCGGCUUCCUGAACGUUGCGGUCUGAAGGAGACAUUAUCACCAUGUUUAGGCACUUAAGGACCCUGCAGCAGAUCUCCAGAAGGACCCUGUCCAGUUCUGCACGCAGACAGCUGGAGAAUAAAGUCCCUCACAAGCAGAAGAUGUUUCAGGAAGACAAUGGCAUGCCAGUUCAUUUGAAGGGAGGCACUACAGAUGCUCUCUUGUACAGGGCAACGAUGGCGCUUACUGUCUUUGGGUGCGGUUAUGUGCUGUAUGCAUUAAUCGAUGCAGCGCUGCCCAAGAAGAAGGAUUGAACAUGCCCCUCUAUUCAUGUGUCUGAGUUGUAAAGAUCUCUAAUCCUCACAAUUAGAUGUCCUGUCAUUUAUUUUCAUUACAUUGGAUGAAUAUUUAUUGAUUGUACUGUAAAGCGCAAUCAUUAUGUAAUAAAACGUUCCACUGGCAGUCAGUGUUUGAAGAUUUCUUCUCAAUUGUAUUUUCACAAAAUUUCAUUAGAUUUAAAGUUACGAUGCAGCGGAAGUAGUGACAGAUCUUCUGUCCUGUGAUGUGCAUCCGAGUGAAGCGGAUUAUCGGAAAAGAAAAGAUAUAGGACGGGACUUUGGUUCUAUGCAUUGGUUGUUGAUUGGAUGUUGAUAUGUGGGC
Messenger RNA from Sinocyclocheilus grahami, 702 nucleotides. Its product is annotated as cytochrome c oxidase subunit 7A2, mitochondrial-like. Lineage: Eukaryota; Metazoa; Chordata; Actinopteri; Cypriniformes; Cyprinidae. Bases 105 to 356 code for a protein of 83 amino acids. The transcript has 4 exons. The record is from RefSeq and is a predicted model, not a curated record. Gene Ontology annotation, cellular component: respiratory chain complex IV. Gene Ontology annotation, biological process: mitochondrial electron transport, cytochrome c to oxygen; regulation of oxidative phosphorylation; mitochondrial respirasome assembly.